Molecule: messenger RNA, 2356 nt
Organism: Poeciliopsis prolifica (blackstripe livebearer)
Lineage: Eukaryota; Metazoa; Chordata; Actinopteri; Cyprinodontiformes; Poeciliidae
Product: transcription termination factor 1, mitochondrial
Exons: 2
Coding region: 75-1226 (383 amino acids)
Biological process (GO): termination of mitochondrial transcription; regulation of DNA-templated transcription
Cellular component (GO): mitochondrial matrix
Molecular function (GO): double-stranded DNA binding
Source: RefSeq, a predicted model, not a curated record
CAAGUUCUCGGUUCCUCUGGUACGUUCAAAAGGUAUAGCGUGAAAAGUAAAGUCGAAAAACGGAAUAUGGAAAUAUGGCUGCAGUUUCUGGUAUAAGAGCCCUUAUUCGUAUCCAUCGUUCACUCAAUCUGCAGAAGAGCUUUAGGCGUUCACCGCUACAGCUAGCAUCAAACUGCAUCACCUGGAGGCAUUGCAGUGGCGGUAAUGACCCAAAGCUGAAAACAGACACAGAGAAUAAAUCUCUACUUGCGAACUUAAAUGUGUUGGGAGUGGACUUAAAGAUGGCGCGCCAGCGUCAGCCAGGUGUUCUCCGAAGGUCCUUCACCAACGAGAUGGGCCUCGCUCAGUUCCUGCAAGAAAAAGGCGCCAGUCACAAAGUAAUCGCCAGCAUCGUGUCCCGUUUUCCCCGCGCCAUCACCCGGUCACUUGAUCACUUGAAGGAACGCUGGCAGCUGUGGAGAAGCGUCUUCAACACAGACGCUGAGAUCUUGAGCAUCCUGGAGCGUUCACCGGAGUCUUUUUUCCGUUCUAGUGACAACGAGGCCUUGAAGAAGAACAUUGCUUUCUUGAUCUCAUUGGGAUUAAACUCCAAAAACCUUCAUCGGCUGCUGAGCACAGCACCCAGGACGAUCUCCAACACUGUGGAGCUGAACAAGCAGAUGGUGGAGUGUCUUGAAGACAUCUGUCUGGAGCUGGGUGGACAAAAUCCUGAACAAUUUGCUACAAGUAUAAUAUCUAAAAACAUGUAUAUACUAAUCAAAAGUACUAAAAGAGUCAGGACCAACAUUAACACUCUAAAAACCUCUCUGAUGUUAAGUGAUGUCGAACUGCUAGCACUUUUGGAGGGAAAUGGAGGAGAUAUUUUGGACCUUUCCAGCGACUAUCUGAAGAAAAACAUCCACAGCCUUGAGAAGAAGAUGUCCUUACUAGGCUACAAAAACAGCGACAUCAAAAAACUAGUAUUAAACUACCCCAUGAUUAUCUACAUCAGCGCAGCCACUAUAAACUCCAAACUGGACUGUCUUCUAAAGGGAGGAAUAACCAUUGAGCAAAUUUUGGAGAAGCCAAAAGUCCUGGACUACAGCAUCCAGAACAUCAAAGAGCGACUGAAGGCACUGCAGAGAGUUGGAUAUGACUUUGAGAAAAAUGGGAUCAAUAUCCUGGACUCCAGCAAGAAACGAUUUGAAGCAAAGGUGGAAAAAUUUUCUGCAAUUUCUGAGGAGUGAAUGCAGCAGAUUUUGCUGUGAUAAAAAAUAUCUGUCCAUGUACGGCUACAUUUAUCUGCACCCCUAGUAAAGAUAUGUAAAAAGUCUUGUGUACAGUAGGAUAAUUUUACUCAGAAAUAUAUAAAAAUUCAAUCUCUAAUGUCUGUGCAUUUAAUUUUGAGAAUAAAAUAAAUAAUUAUUUUUAACAAUUACUUUAAAGUAAAGCUAAUCAGAGCAAUGUCUGUAUUUUUAUAAGUUGAACAAUAUUUUUAAAGUUUUUGUUUAUUGAUUUCCUAAGAUUAAAAUCACAUGCGUCACUGAUGCCCGUUUUUAUUAGUUAGGAGGCUGGUUGAGUGAAGAUGAUAAAGUUCUAGAAAUAUCUUCAAGGCUAAUUUUUAGCAUAGCAAAAAGUGGCAUCGUAAGCUUACAAAGUUUUCAUGACAACCAUUAGAUGCCUCUCACAUGUUUGUUUGUUUGGCAGAAAUGUCAAGAAAAACUUGUUUUCCAAAUAUUAAGUUAUAUAAAACCGAGACAGUUUAAUUGGGUUUUAUAAUAACCGCCAAUGAUCCAAAAUAACGCAGAAAUGUUUCACCAUACACAGAGUACGCUUUUACCCAAAGCCAUCUCAGUCCCCAAAUCUAAAUCCUAAACAAACAAACAAACAAAAAACUACUAACCUGCCACUCCUAAAUUUGGCAGAUACUCUAUUUGUGGAGAUUUCUAAACAUUUUAUCUGUUAUUCAGUCACACAUUUCUUUAUUUGGUGCAUUUUAUUGCAUUAUUACACUGUAUUCAAUAGGGUUUUCAUGAUUAUUCUGUAACAUUUCAUUCACAAAUUAAUGUGUCAGUAAUUUCUUUGUCUCUAUAGGAGUCAUUUUUAAUUGUAAGAAAAAAAGAGGUUGCCAUGUUUGACAGGUAAACGCUCCCUCAAAGAUUCAGUUAAUUCCUACGCACCACUGUUGUAAUGAUCUGUGCACACAUGAGAAGCUCUAACCAUUUGAAAUUUUUGACUUUGCCCAAAGAAAUACAUAAUCUGUAGCUUUAUUUAAAUCGUUUCAGGUGCUUUUAGCUGUUGAACAUGAAGUAAUGCUUAACAAUAGAUCAUGUUUAUUAUGUCUGUUUAUUUCUGUAUUAAAGUAUAAAGACAUGCA